UUGCUACUAACUUUUGAAAGACCACUCGUACUCCCUCAAAAGGAAAACCUCGCUUCUCAUGAGUUAAUGCCGAAACGUUUUAGAAAUGUUUCCACACCUUUCUAUCCCCCAUCGACUACGGUGAAGGCUGUUGAACUUCCUCCUCCAUUCGUUAGUUUUGUUGAAAAUGUGAUUGCUACGAAGUACACCUUACUAGUCAUAUGGUUUACAAUUAUUCUUAUUUUUGCUGUGGUUGCACUGAAGAGGAAUCGAGUUUGGCCUUCUCGACGACACACAUAUCAAAGGGCUUUUCUUUAA
This is a messenger RNA of Auanema sp. JU1783, 297 nucleotides long. Lineage: Eukaryota; Metazoa; Nematoda; Chromadorea; Rhabditida; Rhabditidae. The record is from the annotation of a GenBank genome assembly.